AUGGGCGAGAACGGCACAAAAAUGCUUCAACAGAGGGUGGCCGAACGAAUCUGCGAACAGAUAACGACACGCAAAGCAGCACUAGAAAACAAAUUCCGCAAGCUCUCCAAUCCAGCGUCAUCCAAGAACGACAAACUGGUGCACAACCUGUCGUCAAAGGAGCUGACGGAGGAACAAAUGCAGGUGUUAAGGCAUGUGGUCUCAUUUAACACAGACGAUGCCACACCUGUCAGUAUGAUUGCAGCGGUGGAGGAAAUCCUCAGCCAGACGGAAGCUAAGUCCAUUCACGCAGUCAUUGACAUGGACUUAAAACAGUAGUGGCCGAGAACGGAAGCCUGAGGUACCCGACGCACAACUUGCACUGGCAUUGGUUUUGCACUGCCACUGAACACAGAACACGAUCAGUCCAUCAAAAAAUCCCCUAUCCAAUUUAGUAGGCUCGCCCUCAUCCCAGAUUCUCGGACCUUGUAGAGUAACCGGCAGUGUGGAUCAUAAUCAAAGGCCUUCCUGAAGUCGAUGCAAACGUUAUGGACUCUUGCGUCUUAAGCUAGCGAGCGGGGUCACUGCUGCAUUGAAUGUAGUAUAUCGGUUGGACAGGUAUGGUUUCGUCGAAAGCCACUUUAGACACUGUCGAGCAAAUCUUUUUCUUCGACGAACUUCACAGUAGUUUUUUGACUACUUCUUCCAAAUGCAUACUAGGGUCACCGGCCGACAGUUGUUGGCACUUGUUCAGGUCUCACCCUUGUCAACUGGGUGUCUAUUCGUCACAUUCCAGUCAGGGAGAAGAGAUCCUCGAUCAAAGGACGGCUAGAAAAUAUACGAAAGCUGUCUGGAGAGUCGACAAGCAAGCUGCUUCAGGACUUUUGUCGGUUUUAAGUUCGGAUACAGAGACUUACAUUCCUCAGGAGUAAGAUGUUCCUUCCUCACAUAUUUGGUGAGAUCGGUGCUUUCCACCACUGUGUCGUUUGUUCCCGUAAGAAAAUCCGUUUUAUCUGUGAAAGAAGAUGCGAAAAAUGACCUAAAUGUUCUGCCUUAACGUCAUUUUGAGUAAUGUCCUCAUUUUCUCCUUCCAACAUUGCGGCCAUCUCUUAUUUCUUUAAUCUAUGUACUGUUGAUGUAGCUGAAGAAGACUCUUGGCUUAACCACGGUCCGUUUUAUAAUUCGCGUCUCGCUCUCCCUCCGCGAUCUACGGACGUUUGACUUUGUCUCGUUCCACUUUCGGUAAAACUUUUCGCAGUGCGAGCGUUUUUUUCUUUUCACACACCUCAGAAGUUUGUUUUUUUCUGUUCACCUCUUUUGUAUCUUGCUCUAAACAGACAGGAUGAUUCCCUUUUUGGACCUGUUUGAUCGGACAGUUAUGAUGCAUAGCGUUGUUUAUAACUCCCCUGACAAUAUUCCACUCUAAAUCCGGAUGUCCCAUAAGAACGCAAUGCUCGAUUAGUAUUGAUAAUUUACUUCCAUUGGCAAUAAAAUGUCCCCGCCCCCCAAGAAAAAUUUAGCUGAACUUCAGUUGUCUUACUUUUCCAGGUGUGUAAAUUUUUCAACCAUGAGCCGAGCACUUCAGAGGCGUCCUCAACCGUCAUUUCAUCAUCUCGAAAGCCACCUUCGCCCGUCUGCCUCAGGUGGAGACCAACGCCGACCUCGACCUCCCGCUUUCUCCCCACGAAACCAUCAAAGCCGUGCAGCAGCUCUCCAGCAGGAAAGCGCCUGGAUCGGACGCGAUUCCUGCUGACAUCUGCAAGCACGGUGGCCGCCACUUCAUGGAUCACCUGGGGCGCUCUUCCAAAAGAUGUGGAGUCAAAGAUAAGUCCCGCAGGAUGUCAAGGACGCCACAAUCGUGCAUCUUUAUAAACGGAAAGGAAACUGCCAGCUCUGCGACAACCAUCUUGCGGAACAUCACCGGGAAGAUCCUCUCCCGCAUUCUCCUCAACCGCCUGAAUCACCAUCGGAAACAAGGUCUCCCGCCGGAAGGCCAGUGCGGCGUCCGCCGUCAUCGCAGAACCACGGACAUGAUCUUCAUCGACACUAACUGCAGGAGAAGUGUCAGGAGAUGCGGACCCACCUCCACUCUAUCUUCAUGGAUCUGACGAAAGCCCCCGACACGGUGAACCGCGAAGGACUGUGGAAAAUCAUGCUGAAAUUCGGCUGUCCCGAACGAUUCACAAAGAUGGUGCGUCAGAUCCAUGUUGGCAUGAUGGCGCGAAUAACAGACAAUGGGCUGUAUCAGAGGCAUUCGUAGUGACCAACGGAGUGAAGCAGGACUGCGUCCCCGUGCCUGCAAACUUCAGUCUCAUGUUCUUUGCCAUAUUAAUCGGCGCCUACCGUGACGAACGGUCCGGGAUCCGCGUCGCCUACAAGGCUGACGGUCAACUCCUCAACCACCGGCGGAUGCACUUCCAAUCACAUGUAUCCGCAGCCUCUAUCCAUGAGCUUCUCUUCGCCAACGACUGCGCACUCAGCAACACCUCCAAACGAGACAUGCAAAGGAGCAUGUACCUCUUCGCCACCGCCCGCGAAAACUCCGGUCCAAUCAUCGACACGGAGAAGACAGUGGUUAUGCAUCAGCGGCCACCCGACGCUGUCUCCAUCGCUCCUUAA
Molecule: messenger RNA, 2598 nt
Organism: Spirometra erinaceieuropaei
Lineage: Eukaryota; Metazoa; Platyhelminthes; Cestoda; Diphyllobothriidea; Diphyllobothriidae
Source: the annotation of a GenBank genome assembly